Molecule: messenger RNA, 1827 nt
Organism: Ustilaginoidea virens
Lineage: Eukaryota; Fungi; Ascomycota; Sordariomycetes; Hypocreales; Clavicipitaceae
Exons: 5
Coding region: 1-1827 (608 amino acids)
Source: RefSeq, a predicted model, not a curated record
AUGGACUUGCUCUUGCUGCGUUUCCUCGCGGUGAUCGGCAUUCAGAUAUGCCUGUUAACUGACCGAGUCUCAGGCCUCAAUAAUUGUCCAGGAGAUGUCGCGGUGUACUAUCAACCACUGGAGGUUUACUGCCAGGGCAACACGUACACUUUGACAGGCGCGUACUUCAGCCCUGUUCCCAGCACGUGCACAGAUGCUGCCAGCGUCUCUGGGCCGAGUGCAUACGGCAUGCAGACGUCGACGGCUGGUCCCGCAACGACUUCGCCCUACAGCGGAUGCAGGUCGCCGAACCAGAUCUUCGGCUUCAGCUUCUACGGAUGCGUGGUUUCAUCGGCCGGGUUCCCCAGCUUGACAAAGGUUGCUACCAGCGUGAAAAUGAACCUCGAAAUGUGCGCUGCUUCCUGCACGGACAUGGUCUUUGGCGUCUACAGCAGUGGCACAGUACCGGGCAGUGUUGUUGUCCAAACACCACAGCGAGGGCUCUAUGUUACCGUCACGCAGGCCCUUUCUGGUACUAAUAGCGUGGCGACAACCAUCACCAUACCCCCCAUUGGCACAAUACCGGGCUCUGUCAUUGUUCAAACACCACAAGUAGGGCCGUAUAUCACUCUCACACAAGCUAUAACCGGCACAAACAGCCAGCCUACCACGUUGACCAUCCCCCCUAGUGGUACAGUUCCCGGCACUAUUAUUGUGCAGACGCCGCCCGGUGUAUACGUGACUUUGACACAAGCUAUAACCGGCACGAACAGCCUGCCUACCACAGUCACUAUUCUCCCCAGCGGUACAGUUCCCGGCACCGUUAUUGUGCAGACGCCGCCCGGUGUAUACGUGACUUUUACACAAGCUAUGACCGGCACGAACAGCCUGCCUACCACAGUCACUAUUCUCCCCAGCGGUACAGUUCCCGGCACCGUUAUUGUGCAGACGCCGCCCGGUAUAUACGUGACUUUUACACAAGCUAUAACCGGCACGAAUAGCCUGCCUACCACAGUCACCAUCCCUCAAAGUGGAACAGCCCCAGGCACCGUCAUCAUCCAGACGCCCCCAGGAAUAGUAGGCGUGCCUACCACAGUCACCAUCCCCCCCAGUGGUACAGUUCCCGGAUCUAUUAUUAUCCAGACACCAGCUGCCUACGGCCCUUAUAUUACUCUUACACAACCCCUCACUGGCGCCAACAGCGUGCUUACAACAAUUACCAUUCCGCCUAGCGGCACGGUUCCAGGCAGCGUUAUCAUACAAACGCCACUGGUUGCUGGGUCAUAUGUCACGUUAACCCAGGCCGUUACCGGCACCAAUACCGUGCCUAUUACGUUGACUAUUCCUGCAAGUGGUACAGUUCCCGGUACCAUUGUCAUCCAGACGCCGCUAGUAGGACCGUACAUAACCUUAAUAAGAACUAUAACGGGCACCAACAUUUUGGCUACGACAAUUACCGUCCCCCCCAGCGGGACCGCUCCCGGCACAGUCAUCAUCCAGACGCCUCCAGGCGGGCUGUACAUAACGCUGACGGAGCCUAUUACUGCUGGUUCUAAUAGCGUUCCUACUACACUUACCAUUCCACCCAGUGGCACUGUUCCCGGCACCGUUAUCAUUCAAACACCGCUGGUAAUUGGACCAUAUGUCACUCUAACACAGGCUGUUUCCGGGACCAACAGCGUGCCCACUACAUUGACUAUUCCACCCAGCGGCACGGUUCCAGGCACUGUUAUUAUUCAAACGCCAGCAGUUACUGGACCGUAUGUCACAUUAACACAAGCUAUUUCCGGCCCCAACAGCGUGCCCACUACGAUAACCAUUCCACCUAGUGCGCGCCCACCACCUUAA